Molecule: messenger RNA, 853 nt
Organism: Vollenhovia emeryi
Lineage: Eukaryota; Metazoa; Arthropoda; Insecta; Hymenoptera; Formicidae
Exons: 1
Coding region: 125-853 (242 amino acids)
Source: RefSeq, a predicted model, not a curated record
UGUCCGGCUCCGCAAAGCUCUCGUCACAAAAUUAUUUCAGCUACCUCGAAUGGAGACAUCAGAUCGGGCUCGAUCGAAUCUACCUUAAGCGCAGAUACAACUUGAUUCCCGCUCGAGUCACGUCAUGUCCUGUUUCGGCGGUCACGACGAGCAGAUCUACCUAAUCGAGAUACUGAUCGAUAAAUUGACGUUGACGCCCGGUAAAAUCAAAGACGUCGGCGGGCACCCGAUCGUGAUCAAGAUGAAACUCUUAGAUUUCCCCGUGCUCGAGUUCACGCAAGACGACUCGGAGGCGUCGAGGCGCGAUCAGGAUGUGCGCUUUAUGGCCGGCCGAUGCUGCCUGUUCGUCAGGCGACCGCGGGAUCUGGUCCAAGGGCUGCGCUCGUCGAGCCUGAAGAUCGGCGUGUUUCGCGCCAACGACACUUAUCCCACGGCGGAGACCGAGUUCGCCCUGCCGGGUUGCCUGUGCGACCAGAUCGCCAUGAUCGGCAACGAUCCCGUCAACCAGCCGAGACCGUUCGCGGCGAAGGGCGGCAUCCACCUCGUGGAUCCGGGCGGAGAUCCGUCCGGCACGCUGCACAUGGAGCUCACCGUCGCGUGUCUCGGGCGCGUCUUUGGGACGCGCUGCGAGCUGCACCCUAAACCCCUCGUCCCCGCCGAGCGGGAACGGGAGGUCUGCGUGAGGCGAUUCGUAUCGCCCGAGCGUCUCGCCGAGAAAAUCUCCAAGGACGAGGUGUCGGCUGCUCCAAAACCGGAGGCCAAAAGAGCGAAAGUGCCGAAGGGCAAGAAGGGCAAGAAAGGCAAGAAAGGCAAGAAAGGCAAGAAAGGUAAAAAGAAGAAGGGCAAGAAGUGA